AUGGCAAUGGAAGGAGUAGGUGGAAGCGGUGGUGGUAGCAGCGAUGUGGAAAACGACUUGGAAAUGAAGCUUUUACGAGACAGAUUCAGACUCUCCGCAAUCUCAAUCGCUGAAUCUCAAGCAAACAAAAGCGGCAUGGAAGUUUCAAAUGUCGUAGUCGCUUGCGUUGCUGAUUUGGCCUUCAAAUACACCGAACGGUUGGCUAAGGAUCUUCAACUAUUCUCCCAGCAUGCAAAUCGUAAAUCUGUAAAUAUGGAGGAUGUCAUACUCUCCGCACAUCGCAAUGAACAUCUAUCUGGCUUGUUGAGGACUUUCUCCAAUGACUUAAAAGCCAAAGAUCGUCAAUAUGAGAGGAAGCGAAAGAAGAAUGACAAAACAACUGUUUAG
This is a messenger RNA of Lathyrus sativus (Indian pea), 387 nucleotides long. The record is from the annotation of a GenBank genome assembly. Lineage: Eukaryota; Viridiplantae; Streptophyta; Magnoliopsida; Fabales; Fabaceae.